This is a messenger RNA of Symbiodinium necroappetens, 2736 nucleotides long. The record is from the annotation of a GenBank genome assembly. NCBI's taxonomy places the organism in Eukaryota, Dinophyceae, Suessiales, Symbiodiniaceae.
AUGAUGCGAGUGGUGUUCCAGAUUCACCAGGACCACCUGUCCUCAAUGCACUUGUGCAAGACAUCCUCGGAUAAAAUCUUCGAAAAAUCUCUGGAGCUCAACAGGCUCGGCUUCUGCAAUGCAGCCAGCCGGGCCACAGACUUCCUGGGAAUCUUUGCAGAUGGGCCGGACUGCGAGAAGUGUUUGGCUGUUUUUGAGGUCACCGACGAGGGACAACAUGGGGACGCGGGCAAAGUUUGGCCUGAGCUGAAGUCUCGUGCUGAGAGGUUGCUGUGGAUGAUCAGCGACGGCUGCAACAAGCAGUACACCGGAUUGACCCGCGGUAUGAAGGCAUGCAGUGCAAUCCUCAAGUCCAUUGACCUCCUCAUUCUUCGGCCGGAGGGAGCCUUGAUGCCGCAUUUGGGAAAGCUGGUUCGCCUCUUCGAUUUUCUCAUCAGCAUGGAGAUGUCGGACCAGUGCCCCAGCAGGCCCACGUGUGGGCGGUUCAAAGACAGAUCGAGUGUGUUCAUCCCAUUUUCGAAAGAAAUUAGGUACCUCUGGGAGCAGGCCUGUGUGGUCCCUGCCUUGGUGGUUCAUUUGCUGGGACACUGUGUCGCUGGCGACGAACAUCGAUCUGCAGAGUUGUUGAUGUUUGACAACACCAUGUUCAGCGUCGGCCUUCAGAACUGCCUCAGUGCUGAUGCUCGCAGAGCUCACCGCGAUAAUGUAAUCGCAAGAAACGAGACCGGAUCGACGGAAGUGAACAGCACAAUUCGCCUACAAAAUGCAGCUUUGUUCUGCUUGUCUGCACUCGGCCUGCCACAGUCGUCAGCGGAGUUGCAAGAUAAAGGAUGCAUAUUGGAGAAGAAGGAACGCGCAGUCGGUCGACUGCACCCGGAUGAUGCUGCACGACUUCUGCGCUUGCUCGGAACGAAGAGAGAUGGCGAAGAGGAAGCAGUGGGUGGAUUACAAGCACAUCCCGCUGUUUUUCCUGCUUACACCCUUAUGUGUGUGGUGGCGUUGAAGCGCGAGCUUUGUAUCAAGGCCGCAUCACCGAGCUUUCAAGCUCUUAUCGUGAAUGAGUCCAAUCUUCCGAACGUGUAUGUGAGCCUGGAAGACUUCACCGUGUGUGUACAAGUCCGCACAAAGUCAGGUAGGCUGGAGUCAGCACAAUCCUCCAUAUCGAUUGUGGACCAGGCGAUGCCAGUAGCAGUGACGGUUGUUGUGGAUGGGUUGCUGGUCUUCCUGUAUUUAAACGGAAAGGAGGCGCUGGACCAGCCCAAGAGGCUUUCAGACUAUGCCGCAGAGGUCCAGGCCGGUGAAAUUCUCUGCGGCCGGUCGAUGAAGGCCGUGCAGGCCUUGGAGCGUGGGGAACUUCGCAAGGAGGAGGAUCCGGUCCUUGCAGGGGUGAUGCUGAUGAUGCGCUUCUUCCCGCGCGCGAUGGUCGCCUACGAAGUGGACUCCAAAAUGGGAGUGGCACGCAGCCAGGCUGCCAAAGUGCUCAAGCGGAAGCCGGGUAGUGCAUCCGAUGAAAUCCCUCUAACCGUGUACAACAUCAUUGAAGUGACUCAGCUUGUCAUCCAGUUCACGCAUGUUCAGCUCAGCGACGAGUCUUUGGCAGCCAUGGGCAAGAAGAAAGCCGGACUGCAGGAGGUGUUGGACCCCGACACUAUCAUGUGGAUGGUGCUGGCACUUGGCACAGCUGCCAUCUACCUCCCGCACCAGCAUCCAAAGUUUCUUGAGCUGAUCAAACAGCCGUUUGUCAAGGUGAUGCAAAUGAUAGCUGGCAUCAUUGAUGGUGCGAGCUCCAAACAGCAACUUUCCAAUUACGAGCAGGCAUUCAUUGCAGCUUGUACGGUUUAUGUCGCAUUUGUGCUGGCUUCGCCGCGUGGCAAGAACAUAAUGCAAGACGACCUAGCCGCAAAACUGAUCAUCAAGAUGAAUGCGUUCAGCGACAGUCCUAUUGACUUUAGCGACUACGACGUCAUCAAGAACUGCCAGAGCGUGUCAUCCAGGGUUGCAGUGCUCAUCUUACGAGCGAGGCAGGAGACCCCCGCAACGCUGGCGCUAGUCCUUGAUGCUGUCAUCACCCGAAUCGUGAACGAAGAUGGCGUCAUAUUCAAGGAGGACCUGCAGGAGUUUCUCGUUGACCAGGGUCUCGGAGCCGUGGUUCAGGUGCUCCACUUCGUGGGGAGGGGCUUGUUGAACAUCGAGCGUCGUGAGCGAGAUCGAAAGAAAAUGACGGCUUGGCUUACCACCGGUGAGAACGAGGAGCGCGCUCGACAAGAGAAGGCUGAUCGACUGGCCCUAGAACAAGUGGGCACCCUUGCGGCGCGAAUGCACCGCCAGCUAUUCCUACAGCUGCAUCACGUCAUGGACGAGGUGAUCCACGGACUGCCCUUGGACGAAGUAUCUAUGCUUAGCUUGGUUAGAAUGGUCGGAACAGUGCUGGAGGUCCCGCAGGUCAUUUUCCUGCCGGCUAAAUCACUGCGAGCAGAGCGCAUGCAAGACAUAGAGGUCGCAGAAGGCAUGCCAUACGAGUGCUGGCGCAACGUUUCCGAGCUCUCCUGUGACAAGCUGCGGGUUUGGACUGAGAAGUUCUACCCCAUGUCUUUGCGGACCUUCGGCGAGGUGUCCACCAUGCUGGAGGACUUGCAGGAGCAAGUGGUCGUCCGUGAUCGACGGCACAUCAGUUCUCCUCGUUUGGAGAUUGGAGCUAUGUCGCUGGCACCUGAGACCCGGAUGCUACACGUGUGA